Molecule: messenger RNA, 591 nt
Organism: Colletotrichum fioriniae
Lineage: Eukaryota; Fungi; Ascomycota; Sordariomycetes; Glomerellales; Glomerellaceae
Source: RefSeq, a predicted model, not a curated record
AUGACUGCCCGAGGUGGAUUGGAGGCUGUUGCGUGGUGGAUUUUGAUGGGGUUGGAGUUGUGUGUCGUUGGCGGUGUUGAGGGCUGGAUUAUUUACAUGGUCUACAACGCCGGCGGUGAUUUUGCGAUUUGGAACUGGUUGUCCCAGUUCGCGUCGCCGGCCCUGAUGAUCCUCCUCAGCGUCUCCCUCUCGGCGGCCCUGCUACGCGGGGUCGGCUGUCUGAACAGGCUUGGGGAUUUGGGGUUCCAGGCGGCCGGUCUUGUGCUGGCCACAUUUUGCGCCGUCGUAGUGUGCGCUGGUGUGAGUGGUGUUGAGGAGGGGCAAGGGGAGAACGGCGACAGGUUGGAGAAGAAGGGGGUGCGGGUCGUCGUCGGGUUGGCUGUCAAGAUGUGGUUCCUCUUCUUCAUUGGCUUCCUGUGUGCCGUGUUCCAGUGGUACAGCGAAGACCGGCAGAGGACAACAACAUCUACGACGAACCAGACGCCGCUACUACCAAAAAAGGGGAAGAAGAAGGAGAGGGGCUACGGCACUACCACGGGCGGAUUGGCGACCGUCGACGAGACAGUUGAGGGGUUCGUGAGCGACCUAUGA